Molecule: messenger RNA, 1019 nt
Organism: Betta splendens (Siamese fighting fish)
Lineage: Eukaryota; Metazoa; Chordata; Actinopteri; Anabantiformes; Osphronemidae
Gene: clns1a
Product: chloride channel, nucleotide-sensitive, 1A
Exons: 7
Coding region: 273-1019 (248 amino acids)
Biological process (GO): cell volume homeostasis; spliceosomal snRNP assembly; mRNA cis splicing, via spliceosome
Cellular component (GO): methylosome; cytosol; spliceosomal complex
Source: RefSeq, a predicted model, not a curated record
UGCCGCGAUAUUUCAUCUCUGUUCUGGCGGCCGCAGCGGAGCAGUCACCGCCACUUGGCUAAGUCGUACGUUCAGUGACUUUGCCGCGUCUUCACCGACUCCCGGGGCGGCUCAGAUUUUUUUUAACGCUGAGCACUUUUCCCGGUUCGCAUUUCAUCCGCCUCCAGCUGUCAAAUCUUCCUCACGAAGCACUUUUCUAGCUAGCGUUAGUUAGCGAGCAGCCUGGUGUUGAGGCCGGUCGUCGUGUUCCUGCGCCUCCACAGACGUUAGCGAUGGUUCUCCUAAAGAACCUCCGUCCUCCCACCGACGGAGUGCGACACGAGCAACCCGAGACCACGGCGGUGAUGGACGGCCAGAGGCUGGGCUGCGGCACGCUGUACGUCGCUGAAACCCGCCUGUCGUGGUUUGACGGCUCUGGGAUGGGCUUCUCUCUGGAGUAUCCCACCAUUGGCCUUCACGCCAUCUCCAAGGACGUGGCUGCGUUCCCGCAGGAGCAUCUGUACGUCAUGGUCAACGGCAAACUCGGCGAUGAGAAUGACGCAGAAAUGGUAGAGAAAACAGAAGCAGCACCAGCUGAUGAUGACGAUGACUGCAGCGACAGCGGGGAUGAAGGCCCGAUCACAGAGAUUCGCUUUGUGCCCAGUGACAAGGCAGCAUUGGAGUCCAUGUUCUCUGCCAUGUGCGAGUGCCAGGCGCUGCACCCGGACCCAGAGGACGAAGACUCAGACAACGACUUUGAAGGAGAGGAGUAUGACGUGGAGGAGGCUGAGGCAGAGCACGGCCGCACUGAUGUCCCAACCUUCUACACCUGUGAUGAAGGCCUCUCAGCGCUCACGCAGGAGGGCCAGGCCACGCUGGAGAGACUGGAAGGCAUGUUGGCCCAGUCGGUGGCACAGCAGUACCACAUGGCCGGGGUCCGCACCGAGGACACCAAAGCUGAAUUUGAAGAUGGUAUGGAGGUGGACACAGCAGCGAUGGAGGCCGGACAGUUUGAGGAUGCAGAUGUGGAGCAUUGGUGA